Lineus longissimus is the source of this 1486-nucleotide messenger RNA. RefSeq names its product DNA-directed RNA polymerases I and III subunit RPAC1-like. The transcript has 11 exons. The coding region runs from base 19 to 1041 and encodes 340 amino acids. Gene Ontology annotation, cellular component: RNA polymerase III complex; RNA polymerase I complex. The record is from RefSeq and is a predicted model, not a curated record. Lineage: Eukaryota; Metazoa; Nemertea; Pilidiophora; Heteronemertea; Lineidae. Gene Ontology annotation, molecular function: protein dimerization activity. Gene Ontology annotation, biological process: DNA-templated transcription.
CCCGGCCUAAGAUACCCGAUGGACGAAAUUCGCACACGUGUUCGCCUCGGCGAACACAGCAUUUCUAACGUUCAUACCUCAGAUUUCCCUGGCAACUACCAUGGAUACGAUGACACGUGGGACCAAGAAAAGUUUGAAAAGAACUUCAAAAUUGAUAUCGUGAAAAUGACUGACCGAGAGAUGGAGUUUGACCUGAUUGGAAUUGAUGCAUCGAUAGCAAAUGCCUACAGGAGAAUUAUGUUGUCAGAGGUUCCCACUAUGGCCAUUGAGAAGGUGUUCAUCUACAACAACACAUCCAUCAUUCAAGAUGAAGUCCUCGCACACAGACUUGGUCUUAUCCCAAUCAAUGCAGAUCCAAGGCUCUUUGAACACAGACAGGAAGGUGACACAGAGGGAACUGCCGAGGAUACAUUAAUCUUCAACCUAAAGGUCCGAUGUGCCAAAAAUCCCCACGCUUCAAAAGAUGCAUCUGACCCGGAUGAACUUUAUAAAGAUCACAAAGUGUAUACACGGCAUAUGAAGUGGGUUCCAAUGGGUAAUCAAACAGAUUUGUUUAAAGAAGGGGAAAUAAGACCAGUUGAAGAUGACAUACUUAUAGCCAAGCUGCGACCGGGCCAGGAAAUUGAUCUUGUGAUGCAUUGUGUGAAAGGCAUUGGAAAGGAUCACAGCAAGUUUUCACCAGUAGCCACUGCUUCAUACAGACUUUUACCAGAAAUCGUUAUAACAAAGCCAGUGACAGGAGAAAAGGCUUUACGACUCCAGAAGUGCUUUACCCCGGGUGUUAUAGAAAUUGAAUUAGUGCAUGGUAAAAAGACGGCUGUAGUGGCCCAGUCACGGAAAGAUUCAAGUAGCCGAGAGGUAUUAAGACAUGAUGACCUAAAAGAUUGUGUCAAAUUGAACAAAAUCCGAGAUCAUUUUAUUUUUUCCAUCGAAUCAACUGGUGCUUGUUCUCCUGCCAUCAUCAUGUCCGAGGCGAUCAAAAUAUUGAUUGCAAAGUGUCGAGCAUUUGUAACCGAGCUGGACAGUGAGGAACACACUUAGACAAUUCUUCAUGUUAUGUUCAAUUAGGCUGGGGUAUUCAAAGCUCAUGAGUUAAUUGAAUGAGUAAAUGAGGAGCCCCAAUGCUUUCCUUAUCCAAGGGAAUCAACUGAGAGUCAUAACACUGUCAGUCACUAAAGUAGUUUAACCAAUCCAAACCUGACUGGUGUCUGGUGUCAAUGGAAAAGCAUGACAGUUUUCUCAAGGACUCACACCAAUAUGAACUGACAGUUUCCUUUCUCAAUCAGGCUGCAUCAUCACAACUGACACAUGUGACUUACCCAGUUAGAGUUUUCAAGUGGAUUCAUCUAUCAACUCUAUAUCAGGCUUUACUGUUUUUGAGGAAUCAAAUUUCUGUUAGUAGUCCAUCUUUUGUUGUCCAUACUUUAAUAUGAGGUGAACCAAAACAGGUAUCUGUUACUUGUAAAUAAAUUGCGCUAUGAAUGUA